Elgaria multicarinata webbii is the source of this 567-nucleotide messenger RNA. RefSeq names its product mpv17-like protein 2. Bases 1 to 567 code for a protein of 188 amino acids. The transcript has a single exon. NCBI's taxonomy places the organism in Eukaryota, Metazoa, Chordata, Lepidosauria, Squamata, Anguidae. The record is from RefSeq and is a predicted model, not a curated record. Gene Ontology annotation, cellular component: membrane; cytoplasm; mitochondrion. Gene Ontology annotation, biological process: mitochondrial ribosome assembly; cellular response to reactive oxygen species.
AUGGGUUCCCGUAUUUUACGACAGUUGGCCAUGCUGGCACGCUAUUAUGCACCACUUUUUGGAGGCCGCAACCUUAUCAUUACCAAUACAGUGAGCAGUGGUUUUCUACUGGGAGCUGCAGAUGUCAUUCAACAGUCUUUGGAGAGAAGGCAAAAGCCCACACAAAAGUGGGAUGGUGGCCGUACAGCUCACAUGUUUAUUACAGGAUGUAGCAUGGGACCACUCCUACAUUAUUGGUACUUUUGGAUAGACAAAAUAACCCCAAGAAAAGGCAUUCAACAUGUUAAAAUUGUCAUCAUAAAGGUAACGAUCGAUCAGUUCUUUGCUCCGGCAUUUGGAGUCUGGUAUUUCACAAUAAUGGGGCUGCUUCAAGGCCAUAGUUUGGCAGAUGCAUUGAACGAAUUUAGGAAGAAGUUCUGGGACUAUUACUUGGCAGAACUCACCUUGUGGCCGGCAGCUCAGAUGAUCAAUUUUCUAUUUCUCCCUUCUCACUAUCGAGUGAUGUUUGUGAAUGUAGUAACAUUGGGAUGGAAUGUAUACCUUUCAUAUCUUAAGCACAGAAGCUAA